CACGGCGGCAUGGAAAGUCCAAGCAGGACUAGCGCAACGCUGCCACGCUCGCUCAGCUGACUUUGCCAGCUAGCAAGAAAAGUCAAAGAAGACGCCGGGAAGACGUGCUGACAUCAGCAAGGAAAAAAAAAAAAAAAAGCCGCAAAGCAACACGACCUUGCGGCUGCCUGAGUCUGUGUGUGUCUGUGUGUGUGUCUGCGUGCUCGCCAGCGACAACAUGUUGAUGAAAGAAUACCGAAUAUGCAUGCCACUCACCGUGGACGAGUACCGGAUCGGGCAGCUGUACAUGAUCAGCAAGCACAGCUGCGAGCAGAGCGGCGGGGGGGAAGGGGUGGUGGUGGUGAAGAACCAGUCGGACGUUCACCCCCAACACGGACCGGGACAGAUGACGGAGAAGCGAAUCUUCCUCAGCAGCAAACUUCCAGCCUGGGCCAAGACCUUUGCCCCGCGCUUCUUCUACUUGACAGAAAAGGCCUGGAAUUUCUACCCGUACACCAUCACAGAGUACUCAGCGUCCUUUCUUCCCAAGUUCAGCAUCCGUAUCGAGACACGUUUCGAGAACAACAACGGCAGCAAUGACAAUGUAUUCGGGGACACGCCGACACCCGCAGAGAAUGUGGCUUUCCUGGAUAUCCUGCGUGACCCCAUCCCUGAAAAGCACUACAAAGAGUCAGAGGACCUCUCUCGCUGGCAGUCCAGCAAAACCGAGCGGGGGCCCUUGGAGGAGGGCUGGAGGGACGACCACCAGCCCAUCAUGUGCUCCUACAAGAGGGUGCAGUGCAGCUUCGAGGUGUACGGCCUCCAGACCAAGGUGGAGGACUUCAUACACAAAAACAUCCGGGACAUCCUGCUGGUGGGUCACAGGCAAGCGGUGGCGUGGCUGGACGAAUGGCACGGACUAAGUUUGGAGGAGGUGAGAGAUUACGAGCGUGAGAUGCAAGAUAAAACCAACAGCAAAGUCAAACAACACGGAGGGGCUCCCACCCCCCGCGCCCCCGUCUUCUCUCGCUCCGUGUCGGUGACGGAUGAGCAUUCCCUCAAGAAGAUGACGGCGGCGGCGGCGGCGGCGGCGGCGUCAGCCCCCUCUGCGAGCUCCGCCAUGCAGAAGGGUCCCGUUCGUCUUAACUCCAACCCUGAAUGAUGACACACACACACACACACACACACACACACACACACACACACACAUCAUGCAUGGUCCCUGACAAAUUAAGGACAAUGUCAAAAAAUAUGGGAAUCCUCACUUUCAUCUUCUCAUUCCUUCUUUCGUCUUCUUUGGCACAACUGAGCAAACAACAACAAUGUAAGUACCUUCACAUCCAUACAUCUUAAGUGUCCAUAGUGUGGCCUGGGGGCCAUUGGCAGCCCACCGAUGCCUGCAGCACAUUCAAAUCAAAUCAAAUCAACUUUAUUUGUAGAGCACUUUUCCUGCAAGGAGAUGCGACACAAAGUGCUUUCCAGAAUUAAAACAAUUACCACAAUUAAAAAGGAAAACAAUGAAGAAAAAAAGAAAGCCCCUCCUUCCCACCCUCCAUACCAGACCCACACACACACACACACACCCAUCCACCCACAGUAGGGAGACAUGGCAUGGUACCGAGGAACAAGGAAACACCACCUUUGGGGCCGUCCACACUGGGAGAAGCUGCAGGCCGUGCCAUCGGAGGACCAGCACCCGGGCCCUCCGACUCCGUUAGACGGGCGCACCCCCACAUUAAAGGGAGGAACCCCCCAGCCGGCCGUGUCGAAGGGACCCAAGGAUGGCACCCCCUCAGCAUACCCAAACAGCCCCCAGUGUGGAGGACCCCCCUGAGGAAACACUGGAGUUGGAGCUAAAGACUAAGACCAUAAAAUAGGACUAAAAGAUAAAACAUAACACUGGAGUUAAAAACUGAAGAUUAAGAGCAUAAAAUAGGACUAACAAGAUAAAAACAAAACACUGGAGUUAAAAGGUGAAGAAUAAGAACAUAAAAUAGGACUAAAAGGAUGAAAACAUAAUAAAAGCUUAACAUUCUUCAACUAAAAACGGAAAAAUAGUCAAGUCAAGUUUAUUGAUAUUGAUAUAGCCCUUAAUCACAAAAGAGCCACAAAGGGCCGAAUGACGGUAUUUUAGUAGCAUUAAGUCGCAUAAACUAGAACAAAGUUGUUGUAGAAAUAAUAGUUGCAAUAAUGGGGAAAAACACCUGGAAUUUUCCAAGAAUAAAAAUGGAAAUAUUCCGAGAAAAUAGUUCCACACUUCACGAUUUCACAAUGAAAUAAUAGUCGAGAAAUAUCAUUUUGUAGCAUAGAAUUGAAAUAAUUAAAGAAAAAAGUAUGUUAUUUUUAAAAGGCAUAAUAAGAAAUAAACCAAACAAAAAAGUCAUAAUAGUUAUAGAAUAAAAUUUAAAUUAAAAAAUAAAUUAAUUUCAAUUAAAAAAUAACUGCAGAAAGGGGGGAAAAAACAGCUAGAAUUUUAUAAAAAUAAAGUAAAAAUAUUAUGAGAAAAUAGUCAUAAUUAAGCUACACUCACAAAAUACAUUGUACACCGGUGCCUUGGUUAACAUCAUGAAUCCGUUCCAGAAGGUCCAGCUCAAACCAAAACGGACUCUAACCAAAGCAAACUUUCCCAUAGAAAAUCAUUGAAAUCCAAGUCACCCCUUGCAAACAAGCAAGAAUGUCAACACAAAACACAUUUUAUAAACAAUCAUAGACUUACAUGCAUAAAAUGACAGAACAAGUGAACAUUUAACUUCACUUUUACCAAAACCAUCAACUAUAAUUUGAAAAAAAUGAUCGCACCCAAACGUAACGUAACGUUUUUGUGCUCAUCAAUACCAAUUAGGAAGAAAAAUGUGUGUGUGUGACAAAAAUGCUCUGUAAUAAUAUGUCUUAAUAGCAUAAUAAUAGCAUAAUAUUAGCAAAUAAUAGCAUAAUACAGCAGUUGUUGCUGACCAUCUUACCCAAGUGUGACACAGCCAAAGCAUGACCUUGGUGGAGGUAAAAAGGCACUGCACUGCAAUGUCAGACCACCUGCAUGGCUCCAGCACGACGUGAAAGCCCCCAUCCUGCACCCCAUAUACCCCCACCACCCACCCCCACCCCCGCUCCAUGCAUGCUGUGUUUAAUAGAGUGGAUCUAAUGAGGAAGGCUGUCAAUGCUAUGGAUCAGCCAAUAGGUCACGGCCUAGGUGUAUCGGCAUACGCCACUGAAGCGUGCUAUUGGCUCUUUUGAGAGUCGCAAAUGGGUCAGUCCGGGGCUAAACUUAAAUUAUGAGUCAAUUAAUGUAGCCGUUGACGAGGUGAUCAGCUUCGUUUUAUGACAAGACCGAGGCUUCUGUCGUCAUUUGUGCAUAUAAACACAAACAUGUAGCAUGACUUUUUCAUGAAUCUCAAUAGGACAAAUGUAUCAGGAAAUGACAUGGUGUGCUUCUUCCAAUAAAUGCAAUUUCUAUCCAAUGAUUGGCUGCUGCUGUGAAAUGCGCAUAGAUAGGUGCGAAAAUGGAGUCCCGGUGCACGUCGGUGCACGUUAUCCACCGUGUUUGAUCAGCGCUGACCCGCAUGGACGGAGCGCAUGGCGGCCCGUUACUGAUUUCACACCGCCGUCCCGGCCCUUAGAAGUAAAAAAAAAAAAAAAAAAAAAAAAACAUGCUAGGUUAAUUAGCGACUCCAAAUUUUCCAUAGGUAUGAAUGUGAGUGUGAAUGGUUGUUUGUCUAUAUGUGCCCUGUGAUUGGCUGGCCACCAGUUCAGGGUGUACCCCGCCUCUCGCCCCAAGACAGCUGGGAUAGGCUCCAGCACCCCGCGCGACCCUCGUGAGGAAAAGCGGUAGAAAAUGAAUGAAUGAAUGAAAAAAAAAAAUAAAUGCAUAUAUUUAAAAAAAUAAAAAAAAAUUUAAAAAUCUAUAAAAAAAAUAUAAAAUUAUUUAGGUGGGCUGGAGAACAUUUUAGGGGGCUGAAGCCCCCCUAAAAUAGGCCACUGGCCCUAAGGAGUAAAAAAAAAAAAAAAACAUGCUAGUUUAAUUAGCGACUCCAAAUUGUCCAUAGGUAUGAAUGUGAGUGUGAAUGGUUGUUUGUCUAUAUGUGUCAUGUGAUUGGCUGGCCACCAGUCCAGGGUGUACCCCGCCUCUCGCCCCAAGACAGCUGGGAUAGGCUCCAGCACCCCGCGCGACCCUCGUGAGGAUAAGCGGUAGAAAAUGAAUGAAUGAUUAUUAGUACUACUACUAGUAGUAGUAGGCUAGUAUUAACCUGCUUAUUGGUUUACUUAUUAGCCUGCUUUUGCCCUAUUAUACAAAAUCUGUCAGAGAUUUUUUUUGUAAAAAAAUAAAUAAAUAAAUGCAUACAUUUAAAAAAAUUUAAAAAAAUCAAUAAAAAAAAUAUAAAAUUAUUUAGGUGGGCUGGAGAACAUUUUAGGGGGCUGAAGCCCCUAGGUGAGAAAAUGGACUCCCGGUGCACGUUGGUGCACGUUAUCCAGCGUGUUUGAUCAGCGCUGACCCGCAUGGACGGAGCGCAUGGCGGCCCGUUACUGAUUUCACACCGCCGUCCCGCGUGGAACCAGGCGCUCAUGUGUGACCGCAUGGGUUCCUCGCUGACGACCGACAUUUCACACGUGCGAGCUUCUCGGGAAUGUGUGCAUGUGUGCGUAUACCGUAUUGUGUGUACCACGAACAUUGUGUGUGAAUACACCAACAUUACCUCUGUCGUCGCCAUUCAAUUUUCCAUCUCCUUGUGAUCUCCUUCUCCAUCUCAUCCUCUCUUUCUCUCCCUCUAGAGGAGCGCUAAGGAAGAUGUACCGUCUUCAUUAUAUGGAAAUGUUCCCCACGGAACGUUGUCGUAGAUCCUGACCCCGCAUCUCUGAAUCAUCCCGGCUGUUCCCACACCGGCCGGCCCUUGCAUCCCACAAACAGUAUCUACACCAAAGAUGGAAGGUCCCUCAUGGCGGCGUGUAGUCAGGUUCUUCUGGCCGUACGGUAUCGUAGCAUAUCGUAUUUUUAGUGGCACGUUCCAGCUAUUAGAGUUAUUAUGACCGUGAUACCCUUUUAGCGCCAUGCUAUACAGCAUCUGUGACGUAAGAUGUGGGCAAACUUUUUGACUCGCGGGCCGCAUUGAUAUAACAAAAUUUACGGGGGGGGGGGGGUUCUCCGGUUUCCUCCCACAUUCCAAAAACAUGCUAGGUUAAUUAGCGAC
Doryrhamphus excisus (bluestripe pipefish) is the source of this 5159-nucleotide messenger RNA. RefSeq names its product phosphatidylinositol transfer protein cytoplasmic 1b (gene pitpnc1b). Gene Ontology annotation, cellular component: cytoplasm. The record is from RefSeq and is a predicted model, not a curated record. Gene Ontology annotation, molecular function: phosphatidylinositol transfer activity; phosphatidylinositol binding. Gene Ontology annotation, biological process: phospholipid transport. Lineage: Eukaryota; Metazoa; Chordata; Actinopteri; Syngnathiformes; Syngnathidae.